CGUUAAGAUCCGUUAAAAUAACGCGCCAUCAGGGCGUUCCUCUUCCGUCGCUACCCGCCACCGUUUCUGGCGUCGGAUCCGCAACUCCAUUUCAGACACGCAGAACAUAGAGAGGGAGACCUUCAUGACGCGUUCUAGGUCAAGGGCACCUAUCGUAUCCUUUUUUCUUUUCUGCGGGCUUCCAGAACUCCUAACUGCUGCAGUUGUUACACUUGACUCGAUUCAAAUAUAUGAAACUCAUGAGUUCCUUGGGUUGGAACCAACGAUUUACUUUCAGUGUAAAGGGGAAAACCAGACAACUUUGCCGGAUGUGAAGAGGAAAGGUGUUUUAUAUAGCUUCAAAGGAGAGGAGUCUUGGCAGCCUCUUGCCGAACUUCCUAGUAAAAAAUGCAAGAGAUGUGGAUUUUAUGAAGAGGACACAAUGAAGCCACAUGAUGUAUUUGAUGAGUGGGAGUUUUGUGCUUCUGAUUUUUCGAGUACUGAUGGAAAAUACAUCCAUUUCAAGGAGAAGGAGCUCAACGCAACAUUCUUGUGCCCCGAGUGCAUCCCUCCUGUAGUUGCAGCUCCAUAUCACCCAAGUCCUUCAAAUGAGAAGGAAAUGCACUGGGCUUUAGUUGUGGUUAUAGCUGCUUUGGUCUCGGUGGUUUUUGUUCUGAGUGCGGUAACUUUGUAUAAGUUUUGGCAAAGAAGGAAGAGACAGCAAGAGCAAGCACGCUUCUUGAGACUCUUUGAAGGGGAUGAUGACAUAGAGGAUGAAUUGGGGAUUAGCCCUCUCAGCCAUGUCACUUAGAACUUUGUAGCAUGUUUUGUUGAUAUGAAUAUAAUUUCCCAGGCCAUGUAAUGAUUAAUUGAUUUGUGUAGUAGUAAAAAAAGGCGAUCAAUCCUUUCAAAAAAAAAGGCGAUCAAUCCUUUCAAAAAAAAAGGCGAUCAAUCAUCAUUUGUAUGGUAAAAGCAAGUCUCUAGUCUGUAACUCAUUAUGUGUAGUAAAUUUUGCUAUACACAGUAGCUAAACAAGUAGUCCGCUGGGCAAAAAUCAGCCAUAAAGGCCAUUAAAAGGGGAAGAACGAAAAGGGAAGCCACUCUUUAUCAGAGCCAGGUUUCGAUCCUGGGACCUGUGGGUUAUGGGCCCACCACGCU
Molecule: messenger RNA, 1137 nt
Organism: Cuscuta epithymum
Lineage: Eukaryota; Viridiplantae; Streptophyta; Magnoliopsida; Solanales; Convolvulaceae
Source: the annotation of a GenBank genome assembly